Messenger RNA from Ornithodoros turicata, 3096 nucleotides. Its product is annotated as calcium-activated chloride channel regulator 2-like. The coding region runs from base 178 to 3018 and encodes 946 amino acids. The transcript has a single exon. Lineage: Eukaryota; Metazoa; Arthropoda; Arachnida; Ixodida; Argasidae. The record is from RefSeq and is a predicted model, not a curated record.
CGUUAGGGUAAGUUUCUCCAUACUUCUCUGUACGGCUCAGUCGACGCGGCCAGCGUUCAUACCUCCUUAUCCGGGAUCGACCGUAAGCAACCUUAUCUCGCGGAGCCCUGACGCUUUAGCCGUUGCUCCUGGCGAUGGAUUCCUGCGCGCGAGCCUCGUCUUCCAGUACAGUGUAACAUGGAUCGACAGCACUUUUUUCCCGGAGUAUCACUGCUCUCAUUGUGGAUGUGUUAUGUACAUUGUGACGUAUCGCUCGUGAAAAACGGCUACAGAGGCAUUGUCGUGGCGCUGUCUCCCAGUGUUCAAGUGGAAGACGCCCAAGCCGUCUUCACGUCUCUCCAGAACGUUUUUAGUAGUGCCUCUCGUGCUGUGUUCGACAAGCUAGAGAAACGCGCUUUCUUCGAAGAAAUCACUUUGCUGUUACCGAAGGAAUCGAAGUUCGAAGAGCAACUCAACCUCAGUGACGUAUCGUAUACGAAUUCUAGCAGGCCUAACUAUGAUUCAGCGCACUUCGUCAUCGAGACUCAAGGUGUGUUUGGACAGAAUCCGUACACGCUGCAGUUCGGUCCAUGUGGAACUCAAGGUCUGAGAACCAUAGUUCCGCUGCCUUUCCUCAACGCGAACAACGGCGACGUUCUCGCUGAAGAGUGGCUUCGCUAUCGCUACGGAGUCUUCAGCACGGAGCAGUUUCCAGGUGACCCUCUGUACUCCCAAGGCGUGCCGUCAAAGCAGGAUGUCUUGUGUGGCUCGAGUGUUCGCGAUGUUAUCUUGCAGUCCGCUGACUUCAAGGGCAUCAAUACAGCCGGGGAGUCGCAAUGGAAACAACCAGCCUUCACGAUUGUAAAGGAAGCUCCACUGAGAUUUGUAAUGGCUUGGGACGUUGUGGAUGUCGACAAAGUAGAUACUCCGGAAAUGAAGAACACUCGAUACGCUGUCCAGAAAUUUGUCUCUGUUAUGGUUCCAAACGACGCAUCUGGUGCCAUGAUUUACUUUGGAGACACUAAAGUUGAUGGCCACGAUAGCUUGAGAGCUAUGGACACUGGAGGGAGAGAUUAUUUUGUCGCGUACUUCCCAGCAUCCUCUACAGGACCGUCCUACUUACCGGAGGCUUUAAGUAAAGCGAAAAGUAUAUUGGAAGAACAAGGUAAAUCAACGGUUCCGGCAAGAGGUGGCACCAUACUCGUCAUAACCGAAAGGAAUAUUUCCGAUGAGGUGUACACCAAAGCUAAGGAGGCCUUGCAGAACACUGAUAUCACCCUUCACGCGUUGCUUCUUCCACGGUACGGUGGCGACGAUACUUUAGAACGUCUGACAACCGAAUUUGGCGGGAAAACGGUUUACGUGCCAGUGAUGGAUGAGGCCCUGUCUUUGGCCACCCAGGCCGACAGCAUAGCUAGCAUUGUUCUGCAAGGCACGGAUUCAUCGCACACCGUGGUAUUACAAAGUGAAAUUAAAAAUGGUCUGCAAGCUGGUGAGGACUGGGAACUACCAAUAGAGCUCGAUUUAAAGAACGCAACGACACUUGCAGUUGAAAUAACGAAGAAAAGUAGGGACAGUCAGUUCAACAACCGGGUUGAGUUGUUGUCGCGAAAUAAUAAAAAAACGUACAGCGUAAGAAGCAUAGAAUUUAGUUACAACCACGAUUUCUUUCGCCGCUGGUUCGACAUACCGGACCCGUCGCCAGGAACAUGGACACUGAAAUUGACAUCUUCAACUCAAGCCGACUAUGAACCUUUAAUGAUGACUGCGAAGGCCAUGACGAGCGAUCACGGAGAGGCUAUUGGAGUCAAUGUAUGGACUAGCGAGACGUCCGAUAUCGUUAACGCAUCUCAACCGCUUAUAAUUUACGCUGAAGUUCGAAAAGGCGCCGCGCCCAUAAGAGGCGCUGUGGUCGAAGCCACAGUGAGGACACCUGGAGGGGAUGCCAAAUUUGAACUAUUUGAUAACGGGAGGGGGGACCCGGAUAUUACGGGAGGGGACGGCAUCUAUAGUCGUUACUUUACGGCCUUCUCCACCAGGGGGCAUUAUACGCUCAGCGUUUUUGUGAAGGGCACUGAUUUUACCCAGCUGGUUCCAACGCGACCAGACGGUGACGGUCUCCAAUGCUGCGGCAGUGAGUUUCCAAAGGAACCGGCAGAGAAGGCAGGUUCUUUCAGCCGACGCUCCCAAUACGGCUCCUUCGUCACCCUGGAAGACCGUCCCGAGGGUGACAUAUUCCCACCCAGUCGCGUGACAGACUUAGUGGUGAUGCACAUCGACUCCGGUAACAUGCGCGUCAUCCUACAGUGGACAGCACCGGGAAAUGACUUGGACAGCGGCAGAGCAGACGCCUACGAGAUGCGCUACUUCGACAGGAAGGUCCAAUUCAGCGAAGAGUUUGAAACGGCAGGAACUCUGAUAGGUAACAUCGCCACGGAUGGCCUUGUUGGCCCUCCGAGAGAGUACGGUCAGUUAGAAAUGGCUAUCCUAUUUAACUUGAAGUGUAAGCGGAAACCCGACAGCUGCUACUUCGCGUUGCGAGCAAAGGACAAGCACAAUUACGGGCCAGUGUCCAACGUUGUGCGUGUGCAAUUUGAUCCGAUUUCCAAUAGGACUGCUGACGACGAGGGAGGCGUCGUGGAGGAUAGACGUGGAGACGCAUAUCUAUGUUUCGUCAUCGGUAUAACAGUCGCUCUGCUUACCCUAAUCAUCGUUCUUGUGGUGAUAGGAAUAUGGUUCGUGACAAGAAGGAAAAGACAGGACAAAGAACCGCCAGAUACAGAAUGGCAUCCCGCCCCACAGCGAAACGGCAAAGCCAAGGAUGCCGGUCCCACCGAUCAAUACGAGACUGAGUAUGGGAAAACUUCAAUGAUGUCGACAAGAAUCAGUCCCGCCAAGUCAUACCCGGCGGAAUAUCUUCCGGGAAGGUACGAGGAAGAAAAGAAGAGAAAGUCCCACAAGACGGCUGCGACACCAGACAAGUCGUCAGUGAGAAAACCGAACCCAAUAUGGUGGACCACAAGCUUUGGAAAACAGUGACCCCCCGUUCCCCGUGUACGCUACGGUGAACAAACCACAGAAGGAAAUAUCCACCGGGAGAAUAAGUAAAAUGGUAAA